Seriola dumerili (greater amberjack) is the source of this 527-nucleotide messenger RNA. Its product is annotated as type-4 ice-structuring protein LS-12-like. Gene Ontology annotation, cellular component: extracellular region. The record is from RefSeq and is a predicted model, not a curated record. Gene Ontology annotation, biological process: lipid transport; lipoprotein metabolic process. Bases 63 to 527 code for a protein of 154 amino acids. The transcript has 4 exons. Gene Ontology annotation, molecular function: lipid binding. NCBI's taxonomy places the organism in Eukaryota, Metazoa, Chordata, Actinopteri, Carangiformes, Carangidae.
CAGAAGGCACCAUUAGGUCCAAGAACUCCAGGAGUUAAGGUUGGUCUCGCUCGUCUGCAGCCAUGAAAUUCUCCCUCGUUGCCGCUCUUGUUGUUGUGCUGGCUGUUGCCCACGGCUCUGAGGCCGUGUCACUGGUGAAGCGUGACAUCCAGUCUGAUGUGGACAGGAUCACCAAGCUCAUCAACGACAUGUCCGCCAGCAUCACCACCGCAACCCAGGACAUGGUGGAGAAGGUGAAGGCUCUGGAGGUGACCAACACUGCUCAGACUUACAUGGAGGACAGCAGGGCCAAGAUCCAGCCUCUGGUUGACAAGGUCCAGGCCGAGGCCGCCAAGCUGCAGGAGCAGGUCAAGCCCUUCAUUGCCAACAUCGAGGAUCAGAUCAAGCCCCUGACUGAGAACCUCAACGCCCAGGUCAAGCCUCUGACCGACAACUUCCACACCCAGGUCAAGCCUCUGACCGACAUGAUGGAGAAGUUCUUCCAGCAGGUGAUGGACCAGACCAAGGCCCUGCUCCCCCCUCAGUAA